GGGAUGGUAUGAAUCAGUCAAUUGGUUACCAUGUCUUCCUUUAGGCGAUUCGAACGCUUAAAGCGUUUGGGCGCCUUAUAUCGUGGCAUUCAAUCGGUGUUUGAUCUAGAACACAUAGAAACAGAUAAUUCUGUGCCAUCAGAUCCCAUUACUCAAUCCACCAGCAGUGACCCAGGUUCUCUGGACCAUUUAUCACCCCAAGGAAGCAAGCCAAAGAAGUUGUCUAAAUCUCGCAAACGCUCUCUUAGAGCUGGUUUGGAAUCUAAAACUGAUGACAGUGUAGAAUCAUUGGGUAUUGACUCUAGUCUUGUUACAUGGCUUCAUGAGAGUGGUAUCUCCGUGUUAACUCGUGUACAGAAACUGUCUAUUCCCAAGUUUCUUCGCACUGGUUUGGACUUAUUAGUUCAAUCGCAUACUGGUUCUGGCAAAACUCUAUGUUUUGUGAUACCUAUGUUAGACAUGUUUUUGAAAUCUGGGUCUACAGUAACAUCUCAGGGUCUGAUUAACGUAUUUUCUGUUAUAAUUUUACCUACUCGUGAACUUGCAACUCAAGUCCAUUCCGUGGUUAAUUCUGCAAGUUCUCAUGUAAGUAUCCAGUGCCUUGUAUUGAUUGGUGGCUGCUCUUUGGAUCAUGACGUCAAGUCCAUCCAUCGGUUGAAGGAUGGUCUUCGUCCGAUUGUCAUUGCUACUCCAGGCCGUUUACGUCACAUGAUUGAUUUGUUAAGCCAGGAGAAGCUAUGGACUUUUAAGGAAGUCUGUAUGCUAGUACUGGAUGAGGCGGAUCGUUUGUUGGAGAUGGGUUACCAGACUGACAUGACAACUAUUAUUGGCACUAUGCCAAAGCAGCGAAAGACUGGAUUCUUUUCUGCUACAUUGCCCGUUGAGGUCUUAGCGUUCGCCAAGCGGAUAUUACGCAAUUAUGAGUUUAUCAAUGCUGACGCUGGUGCUAUUGAUGCAUCUGAUAACGGUACUGUCUAUGCCACUCCUCGUACUCUUAAUAACUUUUAUGUGAUGCUAGAUCCUCGGGAGAAAUUACACUUUUUAUUACUGUUAUUACACUAUUUACGUCACACUGGAGUCCGUAAAUGUGCUGUAUUCUUCUUAACAUGCGACUUGGUUGACUACUUUUUCCAGGUACUAGGAUCCUCUUUGGGUACUGACAGUGGUACUGUACUUUAUAGGAUUCAUCGCAAGAUGCCAACUCCUAGACGUCAGCGCCAGUUAGAUAUGUUUCGGUCUGUGGAUACCACUGAGACCCGUUUACAGGUGAUGCUGUGCACUGAUGUUUUUUCUCGUGGCAUUGACAUUCCUGAGAUUGAGUGGGUUAUACAGUACGACGCUCCUCAGGAUCCUAAUUUCUACGUUCAUCGCAUUGGAAGGGUAUCUCGUGCCGGUGCUGCUGGUAAUGCUAUAUUACUUCUGAACCAUUCUGAGCUUCCCUAUGUCCAAUUCCAAUUAAAUCGCAAGAUACCCUUGACACCGGUUUCUAGUAGUAUUAUUGACUGGAUUACUAGCUAUUAUUCUAUCGAUUCAAGUGCACCAUAUAUAUUAGACCCGGGCAAUACAACUGUGAACAAUGGCGAGUCCUAUAUCGACUAUUUAUUGGGAACAUCCCCUGAUAUCCCUGUGCUACCAUGGGACUACACUUGCAAAUUGUUAUCAUUCUUACGUUAUGCGAUAUCAAUUGAAAGAUCAUUAAUGAUCCUUGCAAGUAAGGCUUUUGUAUCCUAUACUCGUGCUUACUCUGAGCACCGCUUAAAGAGCAUUUUUGAGCAGCGCAGUGUUGAUUACGGCGGUUUGGCUACAUCGUUUGGUGUACUGCGUGUACCUCGUGUUAAGGAGAUUUUGGGGAAAGCACUUCGCCACUUUGUUAAUAGUGACAUCGAUCCUGGUAAGGUAGCUUUUCUGGACCCUGAGAAGGAAAAGGCGAGGUUAGCACAGCUGGAAUUGCGUAAGCAGGUGGAACGCCCGAGGGUCGAGAAGGUGAAACCAGCUCCCAUCAAGCAGCAGCGCACGCGCAGUGAAAAGCGAAUCGCCAAGCGUGAAAACGUUUGGCGCGAAUGGGACGAGUUAGCCCGUGAGGAGGCUCUCAUCAGGAAGCUUAAGCGUGGCAAGAUUAAUAAGGAGCAGUACGAGCAUCUGCUUGGUGCUGAGGAAGCGGUGGAACAGCCUGGCAAUAUAGAACUUGUGCCUCAGGAGGAAUCCGAUUGGGAGAAGGAACUUGACGACUUUGUCAAUGAGUGCAACAGGCGUAAUCGCAAUCACCAAAGGUGACCAUGACAAUGUCUAGACAUUCGUAAGACAGUGUUGUAUCCACACAUUUCAAUUUAAACAGCGGCAUU
This is a messenger RNA of Babesia bovis T2Bo, 2342 nucleotides long. RefSeq names its product DEAD/DEAH box helicase family protein. Gene Ontology annotation, cellular component: nucleolus. The record is from RefSeq and is a predicted model, not a curated record. Bases 31 to 2274 code for a protein of 747 amino acids. Gene Ontology annotation, molecular function: ATP binding; nucleic acid binding. The transcript is spliced from 3 exons. NCBI's taxonomy places the organism in Eukaryota, Apicomplexa, Aconoidasida, Piroplasmida, Babesiidae.